GUAUCUCCAGACAGGACAAGUCUCUGAAGACUUCCCAGCCCCUAACCCAGUACCAUUUACCAAGCCAGCUUGCCCCUAGCUCUCCCACCUGCCACUCCCCAGCCCCUCUAACCACCGGCCCUCCCGUUUUUUUGGGGCACAGGGCAUGGUGUGAAAGGCUGAGUACUGAGGGGGAUACUAUGGGUGCUGUCCCCUAGGGCCUGGGUGGCGGGGGGUGGGUGGCCUGUGGGCGUGGGGGGGGGCAGUGUGCCCACCCCAGUCUCUUGGCGUGCUGGAGGGCAUCCCGGAUGGAAUUGAAGUGAAUGGAACAGAAGCCAAGCAAGGUGGAGUGUGGGUCAGACCCAGAGGAGAACAGUGCCAGGUCACCAGAUGGAAAGCGAAAAAGGAAGAACGGCCAAUGUCCCCUGAAAAGCAGCAUGUCAGGGUAUAUCCCUAGUUACCUGGACAAAGACGAGCAGUGUGUCGUGUGUGGGGACAAGGCCACCGGUUAUCACUACCGCUGUAUCACUUGUGAGGGCUGCAAGGGCUUCUUUCGCCGUACAAUCCAGAAGAACCUCCAUCCCACCUAUUCCUGCAAAUAUGACAGCUGCUGCGUCAUCGACAAGAUCACCCGGAAUCAGUGCCAGUUGUGCCGCUUCAAGAAGUGCAUCGCUGUGGGCAUGGCCAUGGACCUGGUUCUAGACGAUUCAAAGCGGGUGGCCAAACGCAAGCUGAUUGAGCAGAACCGGGAGAGGAGGCGAAAGGAGGAGAUGAUCCGCUCGCUGCAGCAACGACCAGAGCCCACUCCUGAAGAGUGGGAUCUGAUCCACGUUGCUACAGAGGCCCAUCGCAGCACCAAUGCCCAGGGCAGCCAUUGGAAACAGAGGCGAAAAUUCCUGCCGGAUGACAUUGGCCAGUCACCUAUUGUCUCCAUGCCGGACGGAGACAAGGUAGACCUAGAGGCCUUCAGCGAGUUUACCAAGAUCAUCACCCCGGCCAUCACCCGCGUGGUGGACUUUGCCAAAAAACUGCCCAUGUUCUCCGAGCUGCCUUGUGAAGACCAGAUCAUCCUCCUGAAGGGCUGCUGCAUGGAGAUCAUGUCCCUGCGGGCAGCUGUCCGCUAUGACCCUGAGAGCGACACCCUGACCCUGAGUGGGGAGAUGGCGGUUAAGCGGGAGCAGCUCAAGAAUGGUGGCUUGGGUGUAGUCUCCGACGCCAUCUUUGAACUGGGCAAGUCACUCUCUGCCUUUAACCUGGAUGAUACGGAAGUGGCUCUGCUGCAGGCUGUGCUGUUAAUGUCAACAGACCGCUCUGGCCUGCUGUGUGUGGACAAGAUCGAGAAGAGUCAGGAGGCCUACCUGCUGGCGUUUGAGCACUACGUCAACCACCGCAAACACAACAUUCCGCACUUCUGGCCCAAGCUGCUGAUGAAGGAGAGAGAAGUGCAGAGUUCGAUUCUGUACAAGGGGGCAGCGGCAGAAGGCCGGCCGGGCGGGUCACUGGGCGUCCACCCGGAAGGACAGCAGCUUCUCGGAAUGCAUGUUGUUCAGGGUCCGCAGGUCCGGCAGCUUGAGCAGCAGUUUGGUGAAGCGGGAAGUCUCCGAGGGCCGGUUCUUCAGCACCAGAGCCCGAAGAGCCCGCAGCAGCGUCUCCUGGAGCUGCUCCACCGAAGCGGAAUUCUCCAUUCCCGAGCGGUCUGUGGGGAAGACGACAGCAGUGAGGCAAGCUCCCUGAGCUCCUCUUCCUCUGACGAGGACACGGAGGUCUGCGAGGACCUGGCAGGCAAGGCAGCCUCUCCCUGAGGCCCCUUGGAGGGCGAUGGGGAAGGAGAAGGAGCAUGCUACUCCUUCUCCAGGGCCUCUGCCCUAGAGCUGGGCACGCCCACAUGCUGGGAGCAAGGCCACAGGCUGGCCGCCUCCCACUCAAGACCACCCUCCUACCCCUGAGCACGCCACACGUGGCCAAGCUCCCUUGUUAUUUGUUCUGUAGUUCCCUCUGCCUGGGAUGCCCUUCCCCCUCUCUAUGCCUGGCAAUACCUUGUCCCUUUGAGGCCCCACUCAAGUGUCACCUCCUUCCCCAGCUCUCCCAGGCAGAAAUAGUUGUCUGUGCUUACGUGGUUCAUGCUUCUUCUGUGACACUUCUCGCUGUUUUAUAAUUAGUCGGGCAUGAGUCUGUUUCCCAAGCUAGACUGUGUCUGAAUCAUGUCUGUAGCCCAGUGCCCAGUGCCGGGCCUGGCAUAGAGUAGGAACUCCAUAAAAGGUAUGUUGAAUUGAA
This is a messenger RNA of Rattus norvegicus (Norway rat), 2253 nucleotides long. RefSeq names its product thyroid hormone receptor alpha (gene Thra). Gene Ontology annotation, cellular component: cytoplasm; nucleus. Gene Ontology annotation, biological process: embryonic organ development; regulation of DNA-templated transcription. Gene Ontology annotation, molecular function: nuclear receptor activity; DNA-binding transcription factor activity; DNA-binding transcription factor activity, RNA polymerase II-specific. Lineage: Eukaryota; Metazoa; Chordata; Mammalia; Rodentia; Muridae. The record is from RefSeq and is marked validated.